CCACACCUCCCCAAUCUCUCCAGAUUUGCGGAGUAUUUACUCCACAAAUCCAACGCUCCCCAAGAAGGACCCUUUGUGCACUGUGCAUGCGGAGCAGCCCCUAAGUCGGCUUCCCCAUGGAAAGGAACAGACAACCACAAGACCAAUACAUCUAACCUGGUAAACCCACAAUUCCCCGGGUUUUCUUUAGUUUGCGGGGUACAAAGUUACGAGAUACCGACACUCCCCAAGAAUAACAUUUCGUGCACUAUGCAUGCAGAACCACCGCCCCUCAAUCAGCUUCCCCGUGGGGAAGGAUAGACUAGUGUUUGCUUAUUUUUGACGAACCUUCUCAAAUUCGACCUCAGACUAAGCGUUCGACAUCGGAAUAAGUAUUUAAAGUCCAACAAUCUACUCUCUUAGGACAGCUCUUCCUAUUAUCAUCGCAUCCUACAGUCUCAUUUCCACAAGCAAAAUCGACCAUCUCUAUCUAUAUGCUAUCAAACACUAUGCAUUACACCCAGCUCAUCAGCGGCCUGUUUUUACUGCCAUCCAUCCUCUCGACAUCGGCCUGUGUCACUCCAAACCCAACUCCAUCUGCAUUUACAGACUUUAACGAUAACAUCCUGUUCUUUCCAGCUGCCACCGCCGUGCAAUGGAAGACUCUCUAUGCACGCUCUCUCCAGCUUCCAGAUGAAUCUCUCCUCAUGACAUGGGAGAACUACCCAGCAGAACCUCCCUUGGUCACCCAUCCCAUCUACAAAUCAGUGGAUGGAGGCGCAACCUGGUCCAACUUCUCGGCUAUCACAGACAAGGUCAACGGCUGGGGUAUGCGCUUCCAACCGUUCUUAUACACUCUGCCUCAAGCGUUCGGCGGAUAUGCCGCUGGUACAAUACUUGCUGCAGGCGUUUCCACCCCAUUUAGUCUGACAGGCGGAGUCUAUAUUGACCUUUACGUCAGUCAAGACAAUGCGCAAACCUGGAACUUUGUCAGUCACAUCGCCUUCGGGAAUGGCCCCGAGGAUAUCACCAGCGGCCAUGCAGCGAUCUGGGAGCCCUUCCUCAUGAUGUACAACGGCCAACUGGUGUGCUACUUCUCUGAUCAACGUGACUCAGCACAUUCCCAAAAAUUGGUACACGUUACCACCAAUGAUCUCCACACCUGGUCUGCCCUAGUCAACGACGUUGCCUAUUCUGCAUAUAAUGAUCGACCCGGCAUGACCACCGUCGCGCACAUCGAGUCUACAAACCAAUACAUCAUGACAUACGAGUACUGUGGUUCAGGAAAGUGUGCAGUGUAUUACAAGACCGCUGCAAAUCCCCUCAACUUCAACUCGGCGACAGGCAUUGCUCUUGUCGGGAACAAUACCAACCACAGCGUUCCCUACGGCUCCCCUUAUGUCAUCUGGACUGCCAACCCAGGAAAGAGCGACGGUUCAGGCGUGAUUAUUGCCAGCGGUGGCUCUCAGGAACCGGUUUUCAUUAACAGUGAUAAUGCUGACCCACAAGGAUGGAAGGUUGUCGAUGUGGGCCAGUGGUCAGCUUACUCGCGUAGCUUGAGAAUCAUUACUGUGAAGGGCAAGAAGAAGUUGAUGUUUGGCAACGGAGGUAACAUGGGUGACCCAAGCUGCAACUCUGUUGCAAACGGUGUCAUUGAGGUUCCCUAUUAAACAUCCCUAUAUAUAAGCAGCAGAAGAUGCGACUAGCGUGUGGGUGAUCACACAUGUAGUUUAAAAUAGGAAG
Molecule: messenger RNA, 1722 nt
Organism: Pseudogymnoascus verrucosus
Lineage: Eukaryota; Fungi; Ascomycota; Leotiomycetes; Thelebolales; Thelebolaceae
Exons: 1
Coding region: 474-1649 (391 amino acids)
Source: RefSeq, a predicted model, not a curated record